This is a messenger RNA of Polypterus senegalus (gray bichir), 4751 nucleotides long. It is a transcript of the gene kank4, whose product is annotated as KN motif and ankyrin repeat domains 4. Gene Ontology annotation, cellular component: cytoskeleton; cytoplasm. The transcript is spliced from 10 exons. NCBI's taxonomy places the organism in Eukaryota, Metazoa, Chordata, Cladistia, Polypteriformes, Polypteridae. Gene Ontology annotation, biological process: negative regulation of actin filament polymerization. The coding region runs from base 383 to 2827 and encodes 814 amino acids. The record is from RefSeq and is a predicted model, not a curated record. Gene Ontology annotation, molecular function: protein binding.
CCGCUCUUAUCAGAUUUCUGCUGUAGCUAAAAAAGUCUGCAUUACACUUUAUUUUUUAUUAUGUUUUUCCGAAUUUUAAUUGGUGAGUUCCCAGUUAUUGAUGGAGAGAUAAAAUAAGAUCGGGCCGUUUCGUUCGUUUCUCGUCGGCCCAGGCGGGAUAUUUCUCGUCUGUAGUCGCCGCCGCCGCCGCUUUCAUUACUGCUGCAAUGCAGGAGAAAUCAUCGAGCUCGGCGCGCGACGGGGCGCACAGACUGCGCAGGACUGCGGGACCGCUCCGCCACUGAGGCUUCCAGAGGCCGCCAGCCCGCCAGCAGGACGGAUGACACCCACUGGCGCCGACUGACUGAAGUGUUUUACUUCAUGACACGGCGGAGUGCACAUUAUGGACAGCAGAUCGGCAGACGGCCUCUCCCUGAAGCCACUGGAUGGCAGCAGGCAGCGGAAGCCCAUCCCCUACUCGGUGGAGACGCCCUACGGCUUUCACUUAGACCUGGACUUCCUCAAGUACGUCGAUGACAUCGAGAAAGGCCACACCAUCAAGCGGAUUCACAUCCAGAGGAGAGCCAAGGCGCCCAAAUUCAGUACGCUACCCAGAAACUUCAGCCUCCCCAAUGGCACCCGGUCAAUCCAGCAGGAUGGCUGGCUCUCUUCCUCCCGAGGUCGCUCCGGGACGGUGGGUGUCCGCCACGUUUUCGACUUUGAGGCGGCUGCUGCAGGCCGCCCACGAGGCACCCAAGAGGACGCAGCCCAGAGGCUUUUUGACGAGCAGCCCUUGGGCUUCAGGGUGAAGCCCCAGCUGCUGAGGGCCUCCAGCAUGCCAGUCACCGUCCUUCAGAGGAAGCACUCGGAGAGCAGUGAGGACGCUGCGCCGCCGGCCCCCGGGUCCUACGAUUCUUCUGAAGUCCUGUUUCGCUCAUGCGAUGGCUCCUCUCUGCCAGAGAGCCUCGAGCCACCGCUCGUCAUUCAAGAGCUGGAGCAAGAAGUGGCAUCUGUCCCUUACCGGUCACAUUGUGACAGCUCACUCGCGCAUCCCUCAGGGGGCAAUAAGCAGGACCUGGGCAGCAUUCCAAAGACAUCGGGGGAAGACCCAGAGGAGGAAGAAGAAGGCAAGACUACGCUGCAGGCCUCUUCGCCCACCAGCGGUGCCACAGAUAAUCUCACCAUCAUCACACUGAGGACUAAGCUGACAGUCCUGGAGAAGCAGCUGAAGGACACCACGAGGGACUUGGAAAAAGCAAAGGACCUUCUGAAACAGCAAGCCGAGGGGGCCGAGAAAGAAAAAGCGGUGGGAUUUGACCCAGUGGGGCGGCAAGGACCAGGACCCGGGGUGCCCACGCAAAGACAUGAUGUCUCGGUGGGCACUGACAUGAAGGAGCUGUGUGACAGGGGCGUCACUGCUUGGGAUCCCCAGAUCGAGAUGACAACCCGGGCCACUCAGAUACAGGCCAACGAGUUCCCUUGUCUGGUUUAUUCUGAAGAGAAAGGGGUGCAGGUGGACGGCCCCCCUCAUGAGGGUACUGUGGGGGACAGUGAGCAUGCAUUUGAAGGAGGGCAAGUGAGACCAAGGGAAAGGAGCCCACCUGAAAAUGACCUUGGCCUUCAGUCCACUAGCCCACCAGGGAUCGGCCAGCGCCUGACAAAAAUCCAGGAGCUCCUGCACGAGCAGCAGGGGGAGCUGGAGAGCAACUAUCCGGAGCUCAGCGGGUCCAAAGUCAGUUUGAUUCAGCGCCAGCUGCUCAGUUCCUUUAGUGCCCUGAGGGCAACGUGGCAGUCACCCCCUGAGGACAACAAUGCCAGCCUGCAGACUCCAGGAGAAGCCAACUCCCCAUCAUCCACUCUGAAAUCAAUUAUGAAAAAGAAGGACAGCCGGAGGAAUGCAACAAAAAAGAACCUGAAAUUCGUGGGAGUCAACGGCGGAUAUGAGUCGACUUCAAGUGACGAGUCAAGCAGUGAAGACAGCAUUCAAGUCGACACUCCAAGUGGUGCAGAAGAUGAGGGGGCCAUUGAGGGGCACGAUGGAGCAGCUCAGGAGGUGAUGCCGGACAGGACAGCUGAGGAUUCCCAUCAGCCCCGGAGGGUUGUUGUAGGCGAGGACUUCCUUCAUGCCUGUCAUUUCUUAAAGGAUCAGCUGAAGGACAUCGAGUUCCCGAACCAAAAGCAGGCGCAGUGUUUGAGCCUCGUGUACCAAGAGUGGUUCGGCGUGUCCAGUCAGAAGCGUUCAUCGGCGGGCGACGUGGCUCGCUAUCUGCAGGAACUUGCGGCCAUUUCAGCCGAGAUGGUCGAGUUUGUUGUGAACUUGGCGGAUGGCAACGGGAACACAGCUCUUCAUUACAGCGUCUCGCACUCCAACUUUGACAUCGUCACCCUGCUGCUGGACACGGGUGUGUGCCAGGUGGACUUUCAGAACAAAGCCGGCUACACCGCCAUCAUGCUGGUCUCUCUUGCCGUCACUGAAUCUCAGGAGGACAUGGAGGUGGCUUUGAAGCUCCUGAAGCAGGGGGACAUCAAUGCCAGAGCCAGCCAGGCCGGCCAGACAGCUUUGAUGUUAGCAGCGAGCCACAGCCGAGUGGACAUGGCGAGAGCCCUGCUGGAGUGCGGCGCCGACGUCAACGUCAGGGACAACAAGGGUCGCAGCGCACUCCUGCGCGCCAGUGAGCACGGCCACCUGGACAUGGUGCGCCUCCUGCUGGCUCAGCCUGCCUGUGACGUCCAGAUCAGCGAUAGCGAGGGCAGGACGGCGUUGUCUGUGGCCCAAGACGGUUCCCAUGCCGACGCUGCGGACCUCCUUGCGGUACACUCCCGGGGGGCAGAACCGCAGCUCUCCUGACCGUCUUCAGACCGAGCCCUCCGUGCCCACAUCCACCUGGCUGGCACCCUUGAGAAGUGAUCACGUGAUGGCAUGCGACCUUUCCAACAGAGACUGGGGUGUGCAGGGGGGACUUUCGGGGGUGGCAUGGCGCACUCUUUCGUUUUAAAUGCUUUUUGUGUUUUCUUUUGGCUGGCAAUACAUUCACACCUAUGAAGCACACGGGCUGCGCCACUCUGGUCUUUGCACUGGAAAAGCAAGCCUGCUGGACCCCUGGGGACCCCCCCUGGUAAAAAGGCCAGCAAGUGUAGCCUCCGCUCGACAGACACCGAGUGGACAGCAAGGCAUCAUGGGAUGUAUGGACAGAAGGGGAGAGGGAAGGAAGACGGGGACUUGGUAAGACCCCCAUAGCCGCUGUGCUCCCUGCCAGCCGUGACGCUCCUGAGACACUCGGGUUCAUCAGCAGGUGAAGACGUUUCAAGUUUACCACAUGUAGUGCCCUCGCCUGGUGGGUACGAUUAGAAUUUAUAGUGCCUUUCAUGCCUACCAUUGUCAUACAAUAACCUACAAUGUGUUUUAUAAAGCAGUUUCCUGUGGAGCUUCACCAACGCCUGCGCUAUAUAGCGCCUUUCACACUGUUUAUUUUCAUGGCCGUUCAUUCGCAGCAUUACUGCUGAGUUGUACAGAGGCAGUCACAGCCACAAAGGCCUUGGGCUCAGUUGUAUAUAGCGCCUUUCACGCUGAGCAGACCCGUCAUAUUUACUGGAUCCAGCACCCUUCAUGGUAACCUGGAACAUAACGCGACCCCCCGUGUGUGUUUUAGACAGCAACGUCCACGUGGGCCGGAUUUUAACAUCAGCCUGCUUUUUAUAGCGCCUUUUAUGACAUCCAGGAGCCUUUCACCUGGUGGUUCAUUUUUACAGUCAGCCUUAGCGUAGAGUUUUACAAUCUUACCGUAAACACGUCCCUUUUAUAGAGCGCCUUUCAUUGUCACCAUAAAAUGACCUCCAGUGUCUGUUCUAACGCGUCUUCAAUGUGGAGCUUCAGAGCUCAAAGGGUUUUAAAAUCGGCCUCUGUUAUAUAGCGCCUUUCAUGCUGUACUUUAUCUUUAUAGUGCCUUUCAUAGCAAACUUUACUGUGCACUUUGACAAUCUUGCGGUAGGGGCAUUGGCUCCUUUAUUUACCACAAAUGGCUUAAACGCAGUUUUAUAUAGCGCCUUUCAUAAUUUGCAUCACGAGAAGCCCCUUCACGCUGUACUUUGUUUAUAGCGCCUUUCAUAGUAAGCACUACUGUGACCGAUUUACAAGCUGUAUCUCAAUAUGAAGCACAUAAGUUCCUCCAUAGCAAUCAUCAACAGGAAAGGGUUAAAAUCAUUUCCAUAUGGCUGUCUGUAUAUAGCGCCUUUCAGAUUAUUUUAAAAAGAUCGUUUUAAUGGCACACUUGUCAAGAACUGUCCCCGACCUUCACUUUCUCUUGUGUCCGCUUGGUGUCCCUCCUGUCACAUUUGUGGCUUGUAACCUACAGGUCUGGUGGCUUCAAGUCACUUUUACACACAGCAGCUCCUUUUCUAACGUGUCCGACAUUAUCCCGGCUGUCAUAAAAGUCACUGUACACGUUUUAAUAAACUCCUAAAAAUGACACAAGAAGCGGAGUUUAUUAAUAUUUCUGGUCGUCGCAGGGCGACUUGCCAGGCUUGCCAUCUCGUUCCAGCGCCUUGAAGACGAGUCGUGUACCCCCACACGAGCGCCUGCAUUUUCGACAGCUUUCCGCCACCUUCGGACCCGAGCCUCUCCGACGUUUUGCAGCAUCUCUUCCCCGACCUCGCUGCCGGUUCUUUCCUCAAGCUGUGAGAGGUUACGGGGUUUAGUGGCAUACAUCUUGCUUUUGAUAGAGCCCCACAAAUAAAAGUCACAAGGUGUAAGGUCAGCGGAGCGCGGCACCCAU